GAGACCAACGAAGUUCCGCUGUAUUUAUUGCUCGAAAAGGAACCAAGAGACUGUGCUUGUUUUGCGCACAGAAUCAUUGGAAUGAUCAAUGUGCUGAAUAUCCGAUAUUUGAAAAACGAAUGGCCAGAGCGCGUGAGCUACGAUUGCCUUGUGCAGAAGCUUGCGGAUGAAAAAAGGAUCAUCCCCACAAAAAGUGCAAUGUUCGUACUGGAGACACAGUCAGUGAACGAAGCCUCACCGACAACGAUUACCUCAGCAAAUGAAGUAAGCGACAAUAAAAAUACCAUCCUAUUACUUUGUAAAGAAGUACAAAUAGUGGACCCGAAAAUUGGAAAAGAAGCGACUGCAGUGGUUUUCCUGGGCGUUGGCUCACAACUGUCGUUCACCACUGACGAUUUAUCGAAACAACUAGGGCUUAAAGAAGGAAGAAAGGAAAUUCUAAAAAAAACAAGGAUUGCCGAAGAACAAGUAAAGGAAUAUUCCACAGCCGUCGUCAUCAUGCAUCUUAUCGAAUAA
Messenger RNA from Gongylonema pulchrum, 516 nucleotides. The record is from the annotation of a GenBank genome assembly. Lineage: Eukaryota; Metazoa; Nematoda; Chromadorea; Rhabditida; Gongylonematidae.